Messenger RNA from Dryobates pubescens (Downy woodpecker), 1077 nucleotides. RefSeq names its product adenylate kinase 6 (gene AK6). Gene Ontology annotation, cellular component: nucleus; cytoplasm. NCBI's taxonomy places the organism in Eukaryota, Metazoa, Chordata, Aves, Piciformes, Picidae. Bases 40 to 576 code for a protein of 178 amino acids. The transcript has 5 exons. The record is from RefSeq and is a predicted model, not a curated record. Gene Ontology annotation, molecular function: ATP hydrolysis activity; ATP binding; AMP kinase activity.
GCCCCCGUGCACGUGUCUCUUAGGCGACCAGCGGCGCUGAUGGCGGUGUGGAUUAAGAGCAUGGGGCGGCCUAACAUUCUGCUCACCGGUACUCCGGGCGUUGGGAAAACCACGCUUGGAAAAGAACUAGCAUCAAGAGCAGGGAUGACCUACAUUAAUGUGGGUGACAUAGCAAAAGAAGGAGGACUGUAUGAAGGUUUUGAUGAGGAGUAUGAAUGUCCCAUUUUGGAUGAAGACAGGGUAAUUGAUGAGCUAGAAGAUAAAAUGAGUGCAGGUGGUGUGAUUGUUGAUUAUCAUGGCUGCGAUUUUUUCCCUGAACGAUGGUUUCAUGUAGUGUUUGUACUUCGUACAGAAACUGUAUUUCUGUAUGAGAGACUUCAAAGCAGAGGCUACAGAGGGAAAAAGCUGCAAGACAAUAUUCAGUGUGAAAUUUUUCAGACACUUUAUGAGGAAGCUAUUUUGUCAUACAAAAAGGAAAUCGUGCACCAGUUACCCAGCAACACUCCUGAAGACCUAGAGAGAAAUUUGGAUCAGAUUAUGCAAUGGAUUGAGCAAUGGAUGGAGGAGAACAAUUGACAUUUGAUUAAAAAUUAACAAUUGGAUCUCUUCCUGGGAGGGUUUAAUAAAUGGCAUUCACAGUUCUCAUGUGAUAAAUUAAAAUUAAUUUCAUUGUAAUAUGAUAUGGCUAGGAUUGAGAAGAUGGUUCAGAACAGCCAGGCUUAUAUGGCUUUGGAACAGCUUCCAAAGGACUCUGGGAGAGGCACACAGAAUUUGUGAAAAUACAUGAAAGUAUGUGAAAACAGAUGAAAAUUCAGAAGUACAUGAAAGGAUGAAAGUGAUGUGGCUGCCCUUAGUAGCACAAACUGAGAGUUGUUUGGUGCUUAGAAUUAAAACCACACCUUUCCCCCUUGGACUCCCAAGAAAGCUGUAAAAUUCUGAUAAGUGAUGGCAAUUGAGUAGCUUUUAAUUUCUGAAAGGUAAAAGACUGUCCUGAGGAAGAGUUAAGCUGCUUCUCAAUUGUCAGGCUAAAACCUGCUAUAGCCUACACUGUUCUUGAAUGUAAGGAUGUUAGUGUAG